ACUCAUCUCGCCCGGGUAGCUCAGUCGGUAGAGCAUUGGACUUUUAAUCCAAGGGUCCAGGGUUCAAGUCCCUGCUCGGGCGGCUUUACUUUUUAGAUAUUAAUUUUUUUUCUUAAUUAGACUAAUUUGAAAGAAAAAUGUAAUUAUAGAAACUUGCGAAUGACGGUUUUAAUUGAAUAUUAAUACUUAUCUGAGUUGUCAAAGUACCAAUUUUUAUAAAAUUGCUGUUAACAGUUUAUCAGUGUUACCUGAAUGUAUUUCUACAUUUCGCAGCUAGUUCUUAAACGAUUUACAUGUAUUAAAAGUACAAAUCAGUUACUGUUAAGUUCUAAAAGGUCGAUUUCAAGAAUAAAAAACAUGACUGGACAAACUGAGGCCAGGGCUCCCCUGAAGAAGUUUCAGAAUAUUAUCAAAUCUCCUGAAGAUAAGAGAUCUUACAGGGGACUUGAACUCAGUAACCAUAUGAAAGUAUUACUUGUCAGCGAUCCUACAACUGAUAAAUCAGCGGCUGCUCUCAAUGUAAACGUUGGUUUCCUGAGUGACCCUGAUUACUUGCCUGGUUUGGCCCAUUUUUGUGAACACAUGCUAUUUCUGGGCACUGAAAAGUACCCAAAUGAAAAUGAGUACAUUAAGUUCCUAAGUGAGCAUAGUGGAAGCAGCAAUGCAUCCACAUAUACUGAUCAUACAGUUUAUUAUUUUGAUGUUGCUCCUGAUAAACUUACAGAGGCAUUAGACAGGUUUGCACAGUUCUUUAUUGCCCCUCUCUUCACUGAAAGUGCCACUGAGAGAGAGCUGAUAGCUGUUAAUUCAGAGCACGAAAAGAAUUUGCCUAAUGACAUGUGGAGAAUGUCUCAGUUGGAAAAACACACAUGCAAUCCUAAUCAUCCAUAUCAUAAGUUUGGAACUGGUAAUAAGGAGACCUUGGAUGUGAUACCCAAGAAAAAAGGAAUCAAUGUUAGGAGUGAGCUGCUAAAAUUCCAUGAGCAGUGGUAUUCUUCAAAUAUAAUGGCCCUAGCAGUCUUAGGGAAAGAAAGUUUAGAUGACUUGGAGGCUAUAGUUUUGGAAUUAUUUUCAAAUAUCCAAAACAAAGACAUAGAGGCACCAAGAUGGUCAGACCAUCCUUUCAGUGAUGAGCAGCUAAGGACUUGUACAUAUAUGGUUCCAAUAAAGGACAUAAGGAAUCUAAGUAUCAACUUUCCAACUGAGGACUUGAAUGAAUAUUAUAAGUCUUCGCCUGAGGGGUACAUAAGUCAUUUAAUCGGACACGAAGGUCCCGGAAGUUUGCUGUCAGCCCUGAAAACGAAGGGAUGGUCGAAUAGCUUAGUGGCGGGGAGUAGGCCAGGCGGCAGGGGCUUGGGAUUCUUCGGGAUAACCGUCGAUCUUACGGAAGAGGGAUUACAGCACACGAAUGAUAUUAUCAAGCUUGUUUUUCAGUAUAUCAAUAUGCUGAAAGAUGUGGGACCACUGGAAUGGAUCCAGGAGGAGCAGAAAGACAUAGCGGCCAUGAUAUUUAGAUUCAAGGACAAGGAAUCGCCCAGGACUUACAUUUCAGGGUUAGUCCAUCAUUUGCAGGACUAUCCCAUUGAAGAUGUGCUGUGUAUCCAUUACCAUUUGACCGAGUGGAGGCCUGACAUCAUAAACAACAUCCUCAACAGUUUCACUCCGGACAAAGUCAGGAUCGGAGUUAUAGCGAAAAAGUUUCAAAAAGAAGCCACAGAUGCUGAACCCUGGUACGGAACGCAGUACAAGUUGGAAAAAAUCCCGCAGGAAGUGUUAAACGACUGGACCAACGCCGGCACGUCUAAUGAGUUCAGGUUGCCUGAUAAGAACGACUUUAUCCCCACCAAUUUCAACAUCGAACCGUUGGAUAAAGACAUUACAGAACAUCCGGCCAUAGUGCAAGACACAGCACUUACAAGGGUCUGGUUCAAACAGGACGAUAAAUUUUUACUUCCCAAGGCCAAUCUACUGUUCGACUUUGUCAGUCCUUUGGCGUAUUUGGACCCAAUGAAUUGCAAUAUGACCCACAUGCUGGUCCAGUUGUUUAAGGAUGCCCUAAACGAGUACGCGUACGCCGCGGAAAUUGCAGGACUCAAAUGGGAAUUGUCCAAUACAAAAUACGGCUUGAUCCUAGAAGUUGGAGGCUAUAGUGACAAGCAGCACAUACUCCUUAGAAAAAUAAUGGAGAAGCUCACCAGUUUCAAAAUAGACCCCAAAAGGUUCGAAAUAUUCAAGGAAAACUACAUUCGCCAGUUGAAAAAUUUUGCUGCUGAACAGCCCUAUCAGCACGCAGUCUAUUAUUUGGCAGUUUUACUGACUGAACAUUCUUGGACAAAAGAAGAACUAUUGGCAUCUACAGAUCAGUUAACAAUUGAAAGGCUCGAGGCUUUUAUUCCACAGAUGUUAUCCAAAUUGCACAUCGAAUGUCUUUUACACGGCAACUUGAGUAAAAAAAGGGGCCUGGAGCUGGUGGACAUUGUUGAGACGAGUCUCACGUCGAGUUUCUGCAUGUCUCCUCUGUUACCCCGUCAACUGUUGCUCAACAGGGAAUUAAAACUGGAUGAUGGAUGCAGUUACCUGUACGAGGUCCAAAACAACGUUCACAAACUCUCCUGCAUUGAACUUUACUUCCAGUGUGGGCUCCAGAACACAGAGAACAACGUCCUCCUGGAAUUGUUUGCUCAAAUUAUCCAAGUACCCUGUUUUAACGUCUUAAGGACACAAGAACAGCUAGGAUACAUAGUAUUCAGUGGUGUUAGGAGAUCCAAUGGGGUCCAGGGACUCAGGGUGAUAGUACAGUCGGACAGACAUCCCGAAUACUUAGAUACAAGGAUAGAAUUAUUCUUGGAAAGCAUGUUGAAACACGUAAUGGAAAUGAGCAAUGAAGAGUUUGAAAGGCAUAAAGAAGCCCUGGCGCUACAACGAUUAGAGAAACCGAAACGUUUAUCUGUUCAGUCACAGAUAUUCUGGCAGGAAAUCACCUCCCAACAGUAUCAUUUCGACAGGGCCAAUGUUGAAGUGGCUCAUUUACGAAAACUAACAAAAGACGACAUUAUUAACUAUUAUCAGUAUUUAUUGGAUAAAGCAGCGAAACAACGAAAGAAAAUUUCUGUUCACGUGGUAUCUAUGGCAGACGGAGGCGCAGGGACGUCCAACAGUCCAAAGAAGGAAGAAAAGGGUUCCGUUGAAGUUAUAGAGGACGUGACGGUGUUCAAGAGUAGCCACGGAAUGUUCCCUUUGGUCCAGCCCUACAUCUGUAUGGAACGUAAAGGGAAAAAAUGCAAACUUUGA
This is a messenger RNA of Agrilus planipennis (emerald ash borer), 3291 nucleotides long. It is a transcript of the gene Ide, whose product is annotated as insulin-degrading enzyme. Bases 253 to 3291 code for a protein of 1012 amino acids. The transcript is spliced from 19 exons. Gene Ontology annotation, cellular component: cytosol; mitochondrion. The record is from RefSeq and is a predicted model, not a curated record. Lineage: Eukaryota; Metazoa; Arthropoda; Insecta; Coleoptera; Buprestidae. Gene Ontology annotation, molecular function: metal ion binding; metalloendopeptidase activity. Gene Ontology annotation, biological process: peptide catabolic process.